AUGGACGUGUUUGGAGGAGCGCCGCGGUUCUUCGCCUACCCGAGGCCCGUGGUUGUACAGAGCGGGACGGACGCCGUCCUGAAGUGUCAGAUCGGCGGCGACCCGAGGCCCGCCGUCAUCUGGGAGCGAAACAACGAGAAAAUCGACCCGCAGGGACGAUACAGGGUCUUCGAGGACGGAAAUGUUUACAAUCUCAUCAUUUCGGCGGUUGUGAGUGAGGACAGUGGACAGUACAUAUGCAAAGCCAAGAACAGCAUUGGGGAGACGUACGCCGCCGCCACGCUGAAGGUGGAGGGCGAGGCGCAGGAGAUGGAGCUCCGGGAGGAAAACAAGCCGCUGUUCCUCAUCAAGCCGCUCUCCACCCGCGUCGGCCGUGGUGAAGACGCCGUCUUCUCCUGUAAGCUCUGGGGAAACCCACGGCCGGAGGUCGCCUGGGAGAAGGACGGUAGAAAACUCAACGAGAUCUUUGAGAGCACACACUUCAGCGUGGGCUACCAGGACGGAGGCUGGUUCCAGCUCAAGAUCUUUAAGACUCGCGCUCCAGACGGCGGCGUUUACACGUGCAAAGCCAGGAACGAGUUCGGGGAAGCGCUGGCGGGAGCCGUGCUGCUCGUCGACGCCGGCCCGGGACACGAGGAAGAGGGAAAUCGGAACGGCUACACAAACGGCCACUGGAAAGCCCACCAGGGCAAACAGAGGUGUGGAAGGCAAGUGCCGAACCGCCUCAGAGACGACUCGACAACUAAGUCCACUAAAGUGAAAAUGUUCGCCGUGACGGAGGGCAAACACGCCAAAUUCCGCUGCUUUGUGACUGGUAAACCCAAACCAGAAAUCCUCUGGAGGAAGGACGGCAGGCUGAUACUGUCGGGAAGGCGUUACUUGUUAUACGAGGACAGAGAAGGAUACUUCACACUCAAAGUUCUGUACUGUAAACAAAAGGAUAAUGGAGUUUAUGUGUGUGCAGCGUCAAACACAGCAGGCCAAACCCUCAGCGCGGUUCACCUCUCUGUCAAAGAGCCGCCUGUGCGGUUCAAGCAGCCGCUGAUUGAUCUCGAAGUAUGGGAACGCGAUUUAGCUGUCCUCGAGUGUGAAGUUCCAGAGGACUCUGUUCCCAUCACGUGGUAUCUGGAGGAUCGACGGCUACAGCCAGGGGCCAAAUAUGGAAUGGAGGAGUGGGGAACAAAACGCCGAUUAACAAUCCGGGACAUCGGAGUGGACGAUGAUGGGAUUUACCUCUGUGAGAUGCCUGAUGGGGGUCGAAGUAUUGCAGAGGUAGCUGUAAAAGGUACAAUCUUGCGGAAGCUUCCAAGGAAAGUAGAUGUCUUGGAGGGGGAGAACGCAGCUUUUUGUGUGGAGGUGGAAAAAGAAGAGAUGGACAUCCACUGGUACAAAGACGGCAUGGAGCUGCGUGAGACCCAUCAGACCAUCCUCAAGUCAUUCGGUCGAACUCACAUCCUGGUUUUUGUCAAUACAAUGCCCCAAGACUCCGGCCUUGUCACUUUCCUUGUUGGAAGAUCAAAAACUUCCUCCCAGCUGAGAGUGAAAGCGGCAAGACAUUGUCCUCCCAGCUGUCCGGUGGGAGUGCAGAUCAACACAGAGCGUGCAAAUGCAGCGCUCCUCUCAUGGGUUCCGGCUCAGGACACACGGAAGAACCCACCGUCUGGAUACGUGCUCGAGCGACAAGAAGUGGGCACCGGAUCGCAAGAGUGGCUGCAGUGUCUCACCACGGACUCGGCGACUUCUGUGGAGAUCCUCGGGGACAGCGUCCCAUGUGAGGCUGACUAUCGCUUCCGCAUUUGCAGCGUGAACAAAUACGGAAAGAGCAACAAUGUUGAGUUCCCCAGAACUGUUCACUUGGUUCCUGUAGCACGAAUACAGGCUCCCCUACAGGAUGCAUUGGUGCCAGAAGGCCAAGAUGGCAUCUUUUCUAUUGAACUCUCAGCUUCUGUUAUUGGUACGUGGUUUUUAAAUGGAAUUCAGCUUCAGGAGGAUGAGCGUUUUUCCAUGCGUCGGUCGAGAACACACCAGUCUCUUCGCAUUCGUGGAGUACGAGACACAGACAAUGGAGCUGAGAUCACAUUUAUUGCCUACGGCAUCCGGGAUUCUGCAGCACUGUACAUUCAAGCUCCUCUUGUCAAGUUUUCCCCACUGUCAGAAAUGGAUCGAAACAAAUUCGUAGAAAUGGGAAACCCCAUAGUGCUCUACUGUGAGCUGUCAGACCCUGCCGCUCCGGUGCACUGGUACAAAAAUGGGGUGGAAUUGCAAACAGUGGAGGGCCUUCAUAUCCAGUCUGAGGGCACCAUGAGACGAAUUGUCAUCCAGUCAGCAGAGUACGCCCAUUCAGGAGUCUAUUGCUGUGAUGCCAUCGAUGACGUAAUCAGGUUUAAUGUGGAAGUGGAGGCUCCACCGGUAACAUUUGUCGAUAUCCCAGAGAAGGACCUUUACCAGAGUGUUGUGGAGAAAGAGCAGCUGGUUCUGUCGUGCCAAGUGUCGAGAGCCGACGGGCUCGUCCAGUGGUACAAGGAUGGAAGUGAACUGCAUUCGAGCAGCAAUGUGUCGAUGCAAGCCGAGGGCACCGACAGAACUCUGAUCAUACGUUCGUCCCAGCUGUCCGACACGGGCACAUACACAUGUCGGGCUGGAGACAACAUUUUAAUCUUCAAGGUUAACAUAAGAGAACCUCCUGUGAUGAUAAUCUAUCCAAAGGAGGACGUCCACCUCGACCGUCACGUCCCUGAGGAAAUUAUUCUGAGCUGUGAACUGUCUCGCCCCAAUGGGGUGGUCAGCUGGUACAAAGAUGGCCAAAAGCUCCAAGAGAGUGAAAACAUCAAGCUCAAGAUCGAAGGGCCUUAUAGACGACUCAAGAUUAUCAGCAGCGGAGUGGAAGAUUCUGGAGAAUAUGUCUGUGACACGGCUGACGACUCAAUAUUUUUUCACCUCAGUAUUACAGAGCCCCCGGUGCAAAUUGUAUCCCCGAGUCAGUCACAAAUGGAACUGUGUCAGCAGACCUCCGAGAGGAUGGUCCUGAGCUGCGAGAUCUCGCGGCCCAAUGCAGUGGUGCGCUGGUAUAGAGACGGACUAGAGGUGGAGGAGAAUGACAAUCUCAUCCUAGAGGUGGAUGGUGUCUACAGAAGACUUAUUAUUCCCGAAACCACCGUCAAAGACUCGGCCGAAUACGUGUGUGACACAGCAGAUGACUCAGUGACGUUCUUUGUAAACAUAGCAGAGCCUCCCGUUCGCUUUGUGCGUCCACGGAAGACAGCAAGCAAAGUAGAGAAAAUGGUGGGAGAGACUCUGGUCCUCGACUGCGAGGUCUCAAGAUCAAAUGCCGAAGUCACCUGGAAGAAGAACGGGGAAGAAGUAGAAGAUUCCAGGAACGUCACGAUCCUUGAGGACGGCGUCAUGCAUCAGUUGACCAUUCACUGCCUGACAGAGGACGACGCUGGGCAAUACGUUUGCGAUGCAAAGGAUGACGUGAUGGAUUUUACCGUGAAAGUACAAGAGUUGCCAGUUAAAAUUCUUGGAAAAACAGAUGCAAAAACUGAAAAGCAGUUCUCAGUAUCGGAUGAUAUAAUCCUAGUUUGUGAACUCUCCAGAGCCAAUGCCUCAGUAAGCUGGUACAAAGAUAAUCGGCUCAUAGAUGACACAGAGAGAUACUGUUGCGAGGAGCAAGGCGUUUUCCAUUCCUUGGUUGUCCUAAACGCUGGGCUUGAAGAUUCGGGGGAGUACACCUGCGAUGCGGUGGAUGAUAAGAUGGUGUUCUACAUCACUGUCAAAGAACCACCUGUGCAGAUCAUUGGGAACUCAGGCAACCCGGAGCAUCAUAUGCUGGUAGCAGGAGACGAUCUUAUUCUGGAGUGCGAAGUGUCUCGGCCGAACGCCACUGUUCAGUGGUUACGGAAUGGAGAGAUCCUGAAACCAGACACUCGCUUAAAAAUUGAUAGCUGUGACGUUGUAAGGAAGCUUGUUCUUUCUGGACUGCGUCCCUCAGACUCUGGAAAAUACAUUUGUGAUGCCAUUGAUGACAAACUGAUUACCAUUGUGGAGGUCGAAGAACCACCGGCCACAUUUCUGAACAAAACGGAGAAUAACAGCGUCUCUGCAUAUGAAAACGAGAGCGUCACGCUGUGUGCCAUUUUGAGCUGCGAAAGAGCUAAUGUUCGGUGGCUGAAGGAUGGCCAACUAUUGAACGAGGACAACAUUCACAUCUCCAGUGAGGGUAAUACCCACAAGCUCACCAUUAAUCCUCUGCAGCUGUCAGAUUCUGGAGAAUAUGUGUGUGACGCAAGCACAGAUGAGAUGUUUUUCAGUCUUUUAGUUAAAGAAAUGAAGGUGAAAUUCGUCCGUCAGUUGGAGAACGUUGUAUCUGUCAAGGGCAGCAGCCUCACGCUGUUCUGCGAGGUCAACAAGCCCAAAGGUGAUGUUCAGUGGCUAAAAGGCGGCCAGGAGAUCACCCCGAAUCGUCGGCACACAAUAAGGGCACAAGGCCGAGAGCGAAGCUUCACAAUCCACCAGCUCGUGGACGAAGACGCCGGGGAAUAUUCCUGCGAAACGACAGACGACAGGACCUCGGCCACCGUCACAGUGGAAACUCCUCGCGUCGUCGAGUUUGUCGCCGAACUUCGAAAUAUCACCGUCUGCGAGGGAGAGGACGCGGUAUUUAAGUGCGUGGUUUCCCUGGCGGACACCAAGUUGGUGUGGCGCUUAAAUGACAAGCAAGUAGCUCUGAAUGAGCGCGCUGUCAUUUCCAGCAACGGACUCUGCCACAUGCUCUGCAUCAACAACUGCAUGGUUUCAGAUAGCGGCAGGGUGACAGCUGAUGCAGAGGGCUUGGUAUCAGAGGCAGAGCUCCAGGUUCAAGAGCAACAGGUGCUCUUCACCAAGAAAAUGAUGCCAGUUGUGGCAGAAGAGUACAGUGAAGCCACUCUGGAGGUGGAGGUGAGUCUGGAAUCGGACGAGCUGCAGUGGAUGAGACAGGGGGUGCUGAUCCACCCCGGCGCCAAGUACACCCUGAGCCACCGGGGCCGAAAGCACACCCUCACCAUCCACAAGCUGGCCAUGUCUGACCGGGGAACCUACAGCUGCGAGACCCUCCACGACCGCACGCAGGCCCAGCUCACCGUGGAGCCUCGAAAAAUCGCUAUCAAGCGGGGGCUGACCGACGUGAGGACCACGGAGAGGGAGACGGCUUCCUUCGAGGUGGAGCUCUCGCAUCCCAACGUCCCCGGGACCUGGACCAGGAACGGGAUCCAGCUUAAGCCGACCAAUCACUUCCGGAUGAGCGCCAAGGGAUCCGUCCACAGCCUCACCAUCUCCAACCUGUCGGUAGAAGACACCGGCACCUUUGUGUUCUGUGUGGAGAAUCAAAAAACCUCUGCAAGGCUUGUGGUGAAGGAGCCUCCAGUGACGGUGAUCAGGAAGCUGGUGGACCGCAGAUUCCCCGAAGGGGCGGUGAUCUCUCUGGAGUGCGAGCUGUCCAGACACAAUGUUGAUGUGAAAUGGGUGAAGAAUGGGGUUGAAGUGAAACCCGGGAAGGAAAUGCGCAUUUACGCCAUGGGGAGGAAGCGGUUCCUUCAGGUCAUGAAAUGCCACGUCAGCGAUUCCGGCGUGUACGCCUGCGACGCCGGCGACGUCACCACGUCGUGCGCGGUGGAGGUCUACGAACGUGAGCUGCUGAUCCUCCAGGGCCUGGAGGACGUGGACAUCCAGGAAGAUCAGAACGCCGUGUUUAUGUGUGAGAUCUCCGUGGAGGACGUUCCUGGAGAGUGGUAUAAGAACGGGGAGCGGAUCCAGCCCACUAGCACCAUUAAGAUCCGACAGGAAGGAACCAAACAUUUUCUUCUGAUGUGCAACGUGCGAGCAGAAGACUCCGGGGAGAUCAAGUUUGUUGCCCGACACAUUGAAUCUGUGGCGUCCCUGGAAGUGGAAGAGCUUCCCGUCAACAUCGUGAAGCCCCUGCAGGAUCAGACGGCCCUGGAGAAGACCCGGGUGAUGCUGGACUGCACCGUGUCCAACCCCCGCUGCAGCAUCCGCUGGUACAAAGGCUGCAACGUCAUCCUGCCCUCCGAGCGCUUCGAGAUCUGCAGCGAGGGCUGCUACCGCAAACUGGUCAUCCAGCAGGUGGUGCUGGAGGACGACGGCACGUACAGCGUGCAGGUCGGGGAGUACAGCUGCUCGGCCAGACUGACCGUGGAGGCCCAGUCCCUGUCGAUGGUUCGAGAGCUGAAAGACGUGGAGGUCGCGGCCCCCGAUGACGCCUGCUUCGAGUGCGAGGUCUCGGCCCCCAUCCUCAAGCCGCCCGUGUGGAGCCUGAACGGGGAGCCCCUCCAGCCCGGCGCCCGGGUCCGGGUGGAGAGGAUGGGCACCGUCCACCGGCUGACCCUCAGGCAGACGACCCCGGACAUGAGCGGAGUGGUGGAGGUCACCUUCGGGAAGGCGAGGAGCAGCGCCCAGCUCCGGGUAGUGGGUGACCCUGAAUCAGCCUGACCGCCGUGGGAUGGACCACAAACACCUCCUGACUCCGCUCGUAUGUCCAUGAUACAGUCUUUACAUCUCUGGACUACAGUCUGUAGGCCUCAAAACAGGGUUGUGUGGGAUUUUAGAGCAGUUUUCCUUGUAAAAGCAUGUGAACAUAUUUAAUAAAGAAAAAACAAAUAACACGGUUCCUAUGAUAGAAUGAGCCGUUUCGGUGUAAAUAAUGUCCGGUGUGAAUGUUGUAUGUCUGCAUCUAAUUGAAAUGCUGUAAAGUGCUGUUGUUGGAGCCAAUUAAUCUGCAUGAAGUGUACUUAGAGCGAGAUGGGGGAAACAGAAAAAUUCUUAAUUUGUUGGAUUUUGUAUUGGUUUGGCUUUCUGAAAGGCUGAGCCCCAGAUGCCAUUGUGGUGUUUAAGAGAUCUUAAGAACCAGACGCAGCUGAAGCCCCGAUUUCACCAAAUGUGAGAAAAUACACACAUUAAGGCCUGGUUUAAUAAAAAUUGAUCUACUCACAGGAUGAAGCAUAACCCGGAAUAUAGAUUCAGCUCUCUGACCUCCAUGAAUAAGAAACAUGAAGUAUGUGUUCCUGAAUUUUUUUUUUCCCUGUGUUCUUCAAUGUAAAGCAGCUGAGCCUUCAGUAGACAUGCGAGGAGUUUCCUCAGCUGGCCCACCAUAGCUUUUAUCUGCUGAUCAGAUCACUUCAGUAUUAUAUCUCAAAUCCUCACUUCAUUUCUCUAUUGAAGUCACACUGAAUCACAUUUACAUAACCAAUGGGAAAAUUACAUGAAAAUGGGAAGCUGUCUUGCACUUUGGGUGUCCAUUUAUUGAAAAUGCAGAGAAUCACCAGUAAUAGCAAUCCAACUUUUUCAUCUGUCCAUAAAUGUCAGUGUAACCACUAUUGAUAAUGUUUAUAGUGUAUUGUUGUCUGCAUGCAUGUGUUUGUGGUUUCAUUGCGUAAACUAACAGCAGUGUCAACUUGUGGCCUGGCAUGGUAACUACAAUGCGAACUUCUACAAAUGGUUUUUUUGAAAUUUUGUGAGAUGGGGGCUUUAUGUAUUUUACAUGCAAUUCUUCAAUCUGUGUUUUGAUUUGCACUCAGUGUAGGUUCCCCCUCAUCACUUUGUGCUUCUUUUUUGUUCGUUCUAAGUUGCAGUAGAAUCUCAUAUUCAAGCAUUUUGUAAUUUAACUGUUUUAUUUUGUAUUGUGAGUAAAACAAAGGAUGCAGGGUCGCAUGCUUGUGCAUGUCUGUUGUGAUCUCCGAUUUCUGGUUUUGAAAACAGCAUUCAAGUAGGAGUUUAUUUAACAUUAAAUGUGUAUUUUCACCUUUUUUUUUUCAUUGUAUAGAAAGUUUUUUUUAAGGCUUUGAAUGAGAGGAAAGUCGUGUCUUGCAGCGAGGGGCUUGUAAUGUAAAUACAUUGGGCCAAAA
Molecule: messenger RNA, 7898 nt
Organism: Salarias fasciatus (jewelled blenny)
Lineage: Eukaryota; Metazoa; Chordata; Actinopteri; Blenniiformes; Blenniidae
Gene: obsl1b
Product: obscurin like cytoskeletal adaptor 1b
Exons: 24
Coding region: 1-6486 (2161 amino acids)
Molecular function (GO): protein binding
Source: RefSeq, a predicted model, not a curated record